AAUCCAGAGAUAACGCUCGGUCUUAACUAAGCCCGACUGACGGAGAGCGCGGCUAGUCUCCGCUUGGAAGUCGAUACGACGAGAUGGUGACGGAUCACAAACUGCUACCGCUGGCACUGCUACUGCUCGGCACUUUGCAAGCUGGACUAGAUGCGGCGCAAAUCAGCUUCGGCAGCUGCAGGCCCCAGGAGGGCGAGGAGACUGGCCAGUGCGUCCACAUAGCCAGCUGCCCCUACUUGGCCAAUAUCCUGCGAACGGCAGGGACCACGCCCGCCCAGCGUACUCUCCUCAAGAACAGCCAGUGUGGCCUCGACAACCGAAAGAAUAACCGUCCUGUCGUGGAAAGGAUUCUGGUCUGCUGUCCCCAAAGCAAACGUGCCGGCAACACCGCAAUUCAAGCUACUCCGGACGAUGAAGGACAGCUGCCGGGCAACGUUCUACCCGGAGAUGAUACCUGCGGGUUUUUGUUCGCCGAUCGUAUCAUUGGUGGGCAAAACACAAGUCUCUGGGAAUUCCCCUGGAUGGUGAUGCUGCAGUAUAAAAAACUUCAAUCGGACUUUCUUAGUUUCAACUGCGGAGGCUCCUUGAUCAACUCCCGCUACGUUCUGACCGCCGGACACUGCCUGGCCAGCCGGAAACUGGAUGAAUCGAAGUCCACUUUGCACAGCAUUCGUCUGGGGGAGUGGGAUACGCGAGUUAGUCCAGAUUGCGUCAAGCUGAAGAACGGCCAGAUGAUCUGCGCCCCCAUGCACAUAGACAUCGGAGUGGAGAAGACCAUUCUCCACGACAAGUAUGUGCCCAACUCGGUGGACCAAAGGAACGACAUUGCUCUGGUGCGCCUCAAGCAGAGUGUGACGUACAACGACUAUGUGCGACCCAUUUGCUUGCCCACCAGUGACCAGGUGCGUAGUAAUCUCUUCACAGGCUACUCCAUGGAUGCAGCCGGCUGGGGGCUGACGGAGAACAAUCUGCUCAGUCCCAUCAAGCUGAAGAUCAGUGUGGAUGUGUGGAACCUGACAAGCUGCCAGGAAAAGUACAGCAUUUUCAAGAUUCAGCUGAACGAGACCCAGAUGUGCGCCGGUGGCGAGCAUCGUGUGGACACCUGUGGGGGAGACUCUGGCGGACCGCUAAUGGUGACACUGAACUCCGGACCCAGGGAUAUCUAUUAUGCAGCUGGUGUCACCUCGUUCGGUCCCGAAUCAUGUGGCUUUAAGGGAUGGCCCGGAGUUUAUACGCGCACCGGGCCCUAUAUCGAUUGGAUACAGCAGAACUUGGAGGCAUAAUAAAUAAAAUUGCUAAUUUAUUCACA
Molecule: messenger RNA, 1309 nt
Organism: Drosophila ananassae
Lineage: Eukaryota; Metazoa; Arthropoda; Insecta; Diptera; Drosophilidae
Product: spaetzle-processing enzyme
Exons: 4
Coding region: 84-1283 (399 amino acids)
Biological process (GO): proteolysis
Molecular function (GO): serine-type endopeptidase activity
Source: RefSeq, a predicted model, not a curated record